UUCUUACCAGAAUCAAUCCGUUGGCUGCUAAUCAAAGGCCGUAGUGAAGAGGCAAAACAAGUGGUCCAAAGAAUUGCAACAUUUAACAAGCAACCAUUUCCUGAAAAGGAGUUUAAUAAAACGGUUGAAAGUAGUAGGAAGUUGGAAACAAAUGUGGAGAAAAGUUACACAGUUUUGGAUUUGUUAAGAUAUCCUGUUUUGAGGAAACGCUCACUUAUUCUGGGAUUAAUAUGGUAUGUCAUUUAUGCUGGAUCGGCACGAGCAGUCCCAAACUCCGUUAUUCAGUUUUACAACGGGAGGAUAGUUACUCUAAAGUUAACUAUCCUUAUUUAUAUACCUGGAGGGGUUGCAAUGGUCACCCCUCAUUGUUUCAGUGUUACUAUGAGAGGAAAUUUAAAUGACUAACUUAAUUUAGACCGGACAGGUCUAUCAGUUCUGAACUGUUCCUAUUAGAAGUCCUGAUGCAGGAGCAUUUCUUAUUGAUCCAGUGUUACUACGGGAGGAAACUUAAUCUAAACUAACUUUAAUUUAUUUAUAUAGGAAUGGCUAACUCUAUCAGUUCUAAACUGUUCUUUCUAGAGGUCCAGUCAGCCUCAUCCCUUAUCACGUGUUUAUUAUAUUUUAUUUAAUUUCAGGUUUUCCAUAUCAUUUGGAUAUUUAGGUCUUGUAUUGAGUGUUUCACGCCUAGCUGGAAAUAAAUAUCUAAAUUUCUUCAUAAGUGGAGCAUUGGAAUUUGCUAUGACGUGGCUGGUCACAUUUUACGUCAUAGGGAAGUAAGUCACUCCAGUUUCGUCAUGUAUAGUAAAAUAUUACCAGAAAUUUUAGAUACGAUUAUUUCUACUUUUUUAAUAAAUUAAUUCUUCAAUUCAAUGUAGUGUCAUCAUUUUUGCAAAAGUGCAGCAAAUACAUUUAAAUUCUCCUUGUUUGCGAAUUUUUACUUUUUAAUACAGUACCUGCACUGUGUAAAUUAUGGUAAAAUGACGACACCAUAUUGGAGAGCUAAUAUUCAAAAUUAGAAAUGGAGGUUAUAUUUGCAUGUCUAAAAUUUCAGCUGAUAAUGCUGGAAAAAUAAGCGGAUCGACGACCCUAGCAGGAUAGUAUAGUACGGAGUGCAUGUUUAUCUUUAGAUUUGGUCGGCAGAAACCAAUGAGUUUUUACGCUGUCGCUGGAGGAAUAAGUUGUAUCUUGGCUGGUGUAUUAUCUAAAGAUACAGGUAAUCCAACCGAUCAUGCGUAUUACGAGGAUCUACUUUAAGAAUGUUUCAAUACUGCACACUGCAGAGAUCGCGUAUCGCCAUUUAAGGCAAUUUAGAAUAGUGCUCAUGCUCACUGAUGUGGAAGAAACUGAGUCCAUGACAAUGUUUUUUGCAUUUGCAAAGAUACGGAAGUGUCUGCGACGAAGUGUCUGCGACCUUCUAUUUUGGAGAGUUUUAUAAAAAAUUUUAAAGACAGCAAAUCUCAAUUUAAGAACUGUUUUAAAAUACACAUUUUGAUAACUGAGGAUGAAGAUCGUUUCUCUGGGUGUGGCGCGGUGUUAUGAAUCUGCCGUCCUCGCGUUGAAGAACCUUGUCCUCAACGUGAGAACCUUGUCCUCAAUGCAUAACCUUGUCCUCACCGUCAGGAACCUUUGUCCUCAGCGUCAGGAGCCUUGUCCUCAGCGUGGGGGACCUUGUCCUCAGCGUAAGGAACCUUGUCCUCGGCGUGAGGAACCUUGUCCUCAGCGUGAGGAACCUUGUCCUCAGCGUGAGGAACCUUGUCCUCAGCGUGAGGAACCUUGUCCUCAGCGUGAGGUACCUUGUCCUCAGCGUGCGGAACCUUGUUCUCAGCGUGAGGAACCUUGUCCUCAUCAAAGCCAUACUGACACUAGUACUAUUACUUUUGACGAAAACAUUUACCUGUUUUAAAAUUAUAAUACUUGUUCAAAUUUCUAAUAUAUUGAUCAACUUCGUCACCGGGUACUUCAUGGCUGUGUUUGUAUUGUUAUCAAACCGCGAAGUGAGGACACAAUUGACCACUUGCCUAAUAGACAAAGUUUUGAUCUCAACGAGUCUAGACAAAAAUUUCAUCACAGCUUGAAAGAGCAUCACAAAAUUAGUAAUAUUCCAAAGUUUCGUUGCAAAAUGUUGUAAAAUGCGGAUAAUGUAGCCUUGCGAAGUUUGCCGUUUUUCAGUCAUUUUGCAUUACGCGGGGGAAAUUGACAGCCCAAUACCCUUUGGGGCUGUCAAUUUCCCGUUUGUAAUACAAAAUGAUUGCACGUUGCCAUAGCAGUGUCUCGUAAUAAGUUGAAAAUCCAAAUUUCAAAUGUUCAAUAGUGCACAAUAGUGUUCAAUCAAUCAAAAUAGAAUAGGCCCUGCGCAUUGCAAUAGUUUCAGGAAAGUAUCAAACUUAACUAUUUUGCAUUUUUUAAUAGAUGCGCUGAGAAAAUUAACGACUGCUUUUGCUCUAUGUGGCAGAGUCUGCAUUGGUGGGAUUUGGUCCGUUAUUUUCAUAUACACUUCAGAAUUAUAUCCAACAGUAAUAAGGUGAUUUCUUUAAUAUCAGAAUCUCUUACCUACAGAAUGAUCCCAUGUUGAUAUGGAAAGAUCAUGUUCCGAUUAUGACGUCAUUAUGUUGAUAUUAUGAAAAAGUCAUCAACAUUAUGCCGUCAUGCUGUGGAAACACAAAUACGAAAUGUGGAAACUUAACCAAGACCAAAAAGUACUGUAUGUGUGACGUAAUUAUCGGAAGGGUGUAUUGUUCUCAGUCAAGUACCACAUGCAUGAGUAUACGUAAACCAAAACAAUAUGGAGGAUUUAAGAAAGCAAAUUUUAAAAUAUAACGAAGAAAGAUCGACGAAAACAACUAGGAAAGGUUUUAAAAUUUCUUAUGGUUACUUCACAUGAUGAACGUGCGUUUUAGUCUGUUGAACAUGGCGUAAUGAAUUUUAGGUGCAACUUUACCAAAUCUUUAUUUGAUGAGUGUUCUGUUUAAACAUGUCCAGUAUUGGCCGACUAAAAAAUAUACAGGUAUCCCAUAAAAAAAAUCAAAAUAUGUUUACAGUUUACCGCAACGUUUGUCUAUACAUAUCUCGAUUUGAAUCUUCAUGUAAUAUAUGAACAACGAGAGCGAGUGUUUUACCGGGAUAUCCAAACACGAGAAAACAAUAUAUGAAAGCACGAGCGCGAAGCGCGAGUGUUUUCAUACAUUGUUUUCGAGUGUUUGGAUAUCCCGGUGAGACACGAGCUCGAGUUGUUUAUAUGGCUUCUCAAAUGAAUCGAGACGUAACAGAAUGUUUUCGUUUGCUGAUUUGAAUAGAGUUCUUAACCAAGCAUAACGUAAUUAGGAAUUCUAUUCAAGUAAUUUUGCAUGCGUAAUUAAGAUAUUUGAUGAAAACACCAGUGACUUUCAUCAAGUAUCCAAAUGGCAUCUUGUGAUCAAAUAGGUGAUUAUCAUUGGCUAAUUUACUCAUGAAUUAUUAAUGAAUUUGAGAAAGAUACGGUAAAAAACGUGUGCGGAAAAUUUCUCUUCUUCAAUGGUUUUUCUGAUAUGACGUUUUUUUGACAACUUCGUGAAUUAUCAAUGACAAAUCCAAGAAUCAGGGCAUAUCAGAAAAACCACUAAAGAAGAGAAAUUUUCCGCACACGCUUUUUUACCGUGCCUAUGAAGAUUCGAAUUGCGAUAUCUAGACAAACGUUGAGGUAAACUAUGAAAAUAUUUUGAUUUUUUUAUGAAGGUACCUAUACGGACGUCCUUUAUACACUCAAAUAAAUAAUAAAACAAUUACUGAAUUUCGGUUUUCGCAUGACAUGAAGAAUUAUCAAGCCGGGCUCAGUAUGUGUUAUCAACCUAAGCCUUCUGCCUUCGGCUACGGUUGAUAACACAAACUUCAUCCUGGAUAAUUCUGUACUCUUGUUCAACUACAUUCAAUUAUAAUUGUUAACUAUUAUAAAUGAUUCAGAACUGAUGGAACUCUUCACAUUAUUUGAUAUAGAAAUGUUGGUCUUGGCACUGGAGUAUUUUGCGCAAGAGUCGGAAACAUUGUUGCACCACAAAUUUUGCUGUUGGUUCGUAACUUUAAAUGAUUAGUAUAUAUAAAUUUACAUCAGUGUAUCGGUUGGUUCCAAUCAAUCCCUUGAGAUUUAUUAGACAAAAAUACGGCGGCCAUGUUGGAGGAAAACACGCUCCAAAUACAUUAGCUGGUAAUGAUAUUCUUUUGCCAGUUUUGUACAUUGAACUAUAAUGGUUUUGUAUGAAUUCCUGCAACAUGGCCGCCAUUACGUCAAGUGCAAGCCAAGAAUAUAGAUCUUUUUUUAGUUGAGUUACAAUUGAUGUUAUAACAAUAUACACACUAACAAUGAAAAGAGCAGACCACAGAUACUAUGUACAAAAUAUUUGGAGGCUUUAUUUGGAAAACUGUGGCAAUGGCACUAUUUUUAAAAACAACAUGAAUUUCAAAAUUUUAUUAGAAAAUAUCUUAGGAUUUGCAUAGGAUCGACGCAUAAAUGGCAUGCUUGUUUGACAAUGCAAAAUCUCCAUACAUUGAUUCCCUAUUAAAUUUUCCGAGUUUUUUUUUUAAACCUCUAUAACCACAGCUGUGGAGCUUUGGUCGUAUCCAAGGGCAGAGCUUACGCGGGCUGAAGCUAGAAAUACGGCCAGCCAACAUACUGUACUAUCUUGUAUUUUUGCGUUGUCUUAGCAAUGCAAAAUUCCCAUUGGUGGAGAGUCACUUUGAUUGAAAGAGAGUGUUACACUACCUGUCAAUCAAAGUGACUCUCCACCAAUGGGAAUUUUGCAUAGCAGUAUUUAUAGAAUAGCCGUUUUAUAGGCGUUGCCAAUAUUAAUGUUAUUAAUAGUGUUAUACACUACCUGUCAGUGUAUUACAAAAUAGUAUAGUAUGAUUUCUAUAUAGCUUCACCCCGUAUAGUUCUGCGGCUUCUGCCCCCCAAAUACGGCCAAAGCUCCGUUGGCUACUGUGACCAGAGUUUCAUGCAAUAUGCAAAACAAUUAAUUUUUUGUAUCCUAUAUUUUUAGGGUGAAAAGACACAAGACUACGUCCCAUUCAUUAUAUUUGGUUCAUGUAUGUUAUUGACUGGUACAUUUGCCUUAUUCCUGCCUGAGACAUUGAAUAUGAGAUUAGCUGAGACUAUAGAAGAAGCGGGAGUAUUUAAGAAGGUCACAGAGGAACCUACUGAGCCACAGGAAAAUGGAAAUGAUAGUCAGUUAUCCAACGUAAGAGUUGAAGCACAUGACAAUGUUGUCAGUAUCAGUGAUGAGGGUCAAUGAGAGAGUGUAAGGACCCAAGGGAAUUGUCAAUUUCACCUAAUAACAUAAACAAUAACAAUCUAAUAGUGGUUACAACUGUUCCUAUCGCAAAUAAUAUCAUUUCAGUCAAUAUUUACUCAUUCUGUUUGGCUAAAAUCUGUGCCGAUUAAGCAUUAUUCGGCACGCCUAAGCGCCACGCAUGCGAACCCGCGGGCAGGGCCGACGCUAAGGGGUGACAUCACCUGAAAACAUCUUGUCGGGAAAACGAGGGAUUUUGUUGGCGAUUUUAACAUUGUCGUCUAAUCAAAUUUGACCGGCUCAACCCCCUCCCCCCCCGUCGACACAUAUUGUCUGCAAAAUUUUAACUUUUGUCGGAAAAUUGCAAUACCACAAACCACCACCCCUGCUUAAGCCUCUUCGCGACGACCCUCUCCGCUGGAAUUCUGGACGCCCAUGCAGUGGGCCGCAGAAAUUUCAACACAAACAGACAAACAGUUUAGUUAAGCAACGUGAAAAUUUAUAUUCUUUGAGCUCUUAUCAUGCACUGGGCUCUUAUUUAUUGUCAA
Paramuricea clavata is the source of this 5806-nucleotide messenger RNA. Lineage: Eukaryota; Metazoa; Cnidaria; Anthozoa; Malacalcyonacea; Plexauridae. The record is from the annotation of a GenBank genome assembly.